Molecule: messenger RNA, 1433 nt
Organism: Tinamus guttatus (white-throated tinamou)
Lineage: Eukaryota; Metazoa; Chordata; Aves; Tinamiformes; Tinamidae
Source: RefSeq, a predicted model, not a curated record
AUGGAGGAAGAGACAACAUCCUCCAGCCUCCUCUGUGGCCUGGGCUCGGAGAGGAAGUCGCGGUGCUGGAAGCGGUGCCUGGCGCCGGCCCAGCCCAGGCAGGGAACCGAGGGCAGUGAUGGCUCCUUUGCUGACGGGCGUCUCUUUGUCUCGCCCCGCAGGCUGGAGGAGGUGCCCCUGGAGGUGCUCAGGCAGCGGGAGUCCAAAUGGCUGGAUAUGCUCAACAACUGGGACAAGUGGAUGGCCAAAAAGCACAAGAAGAUCCGCCUGCGGUGCCAGAAGGGGAUCCCGCCCUCGCUGAGGGGCCGUGCCUGGCAGUACCUCUCCGGGAGCAAAGUCAAACUGGAGCAGAACAUCGGCAAAUUCGAUGAGCUGGAUCUCCUCCCGGGAGACCCCAAGUGGCUGGAUGUGAUUGAGCGAGAUCUCCACCGGCAGUUCCCCUUUCACGAGAUGUUCGUCUCGCGUGGCGGCCACGGGCAGCAGGACCUGUUCCGGGUGCUGAAGGCCUACACGCUGUACCGCCCCGAGGAGGGCUACUGCCAGGCCCAGGCGCCCAUCGCUGCCGUGCUGCUCAUGCACAUGCCGGCCGAGCAAGCGUUCUGGUGCCUGGUGCAGAUCUGCGAGAAGUACCUGCCCGGCUACUACAGCGAGAAGCUGGAGGCCAUCCAGCUGGACGGGCAGAUCCUCUUCUCGCUGCUGCACAAGGUCUCACCAGUGGCCUACAAACAUCUGAGUAAGCAGAAGAUCGACCCCAUCCUGUACAUGACGGAGUGGUUCAUGUGCGCCUUCUCCCGCACGCUGCCCUGGAGCUCCGUGCUGCGUGUCUGGGACAUGUUCUUCUGCGAAGGGGUGAAGAUCAUCUUCCGGGUUGGCCUCGUGCUGCUCAAACACACUCUGGGCUCCUCGGACAAGCUCAAGUCCUGCCAGGGCCAGUACGAGACCAUGGAGAGACUGCGAGCCCUCAGCCCCAAGAUCAUGCAGGAGGCGUUCCUGGUGCAGGAGGUGAGGCCCCGCUCAGGGCGGGGGGACCUGGCACUGGGGUGGGGGGGGCCGGUGGGUGCCCCCUAUCAACGCGGGAAGUCCCCCCCGCGCCUCCACGGCGCCAAGGCCAUCAGCGACGCGGAGCCCCCCACCCGCAAGGCCCUGGAGCCGGUGCCCUCCAUCAUCGUCCCCCCCGGGCCGGCCCCCGUGCCCAAAGCCCGCAAGAGCAAGGAGAAGAGCCGAGACAAGGGCCUGGCUGGCCCCCCCAAUGGCCCCGAGCCUGAGGGCAACGGGGCCGCCAUCCCUUCCCGGGAGCUGCUGCACCCCCAGGUCUCUCCCCACCACCAGUCCAAGGAGAGUCUGAGCUCCCGGGAGAGCGAGGACACGUACUUGUAGGGCCCGCGCGGUGCUGGGCCGCCCCCGGGCAGGCCGGGCUCAGCUGGGCUGUGCAC